UGGUUCUUCCCCUUUGGUACCUGCUCCCACGCUAGCACACAGUCACUUCUCCUUAACGGUGCUCACAUCCCGCUGUCGGGCCGUAACCCCAUGCUGCAGGAGGUGCUGGGCAUCCGCCCCCACGUCUUGGUGCUGAACAAGAUGGACCUGGCUGAUCCCCGCUGGCAGCCGACAGUCUUGACACAACUGAAACAGCAGGGGUGCCCGCACGUUGUCUUCACUGACUGUCAACGCGAUAGCAACGUGAAGAAGAUCGUUCCCCUGGUUGCCAAGCUGGUGGGCAACAGUCCCCGCUACCACAGGGCUGAGAGCACCGAGUACAACAUCCUAGUGAUUGGUGUGCCCAACGUGGGCAAGUCCUCGCUCAUCAACUCUCUGAGGAGGCUGCAUCUCAAAAAGGGGAAAGCCACCGCAGUCGGUGGUGAGCCGGGUGUCACCAAGGCAGUGCUGACCAGAAUCCAGGUCUGCGAGAAGCCCCUGAUGUACCUUGUGGACACGCCUGGCGUGCUGCCCCCGCGGCUGGGGGACGUGGAGACAGGCAUGAAGCUGGCUCUGUGUGGAGCCAUCCGUGACCACCUGGUGGGGGAGGACAUCAUGGCUGACUACCUCCUGUACGCCCUCAACAAGCGGCAGCAGUUGGGGUACGUGAAGCGCUACGGGCUGGCCGAGGCCUGCGAUGCCAUCGAGCCUGUGCUGAGGCACGUGGCCCUCGCCCGGGGCAGGACACAGAAGGUGAAGGUGCUGACAGGCACAGGGGAUGUCAACGUGACGAUGCUCAACUACCCAGCAGCUGCCUAUGAGUUCCUGUGGGAUUUCCGGGCGGGACGCCUGGGCAGGAUGACACUGGACUGA
Molecule: messenger RNA, 852 nt
Organism: Mesitornis unicolor (brown roatelo)
Lineage: Eukaryota; Metazoa; Chordata; Aves; Mesitornithiformes; Mesitornithidae
Gene: MTG1
Product: mitochondrial ribosome-associated GTPase 1
Exons: 9
Cellular component (GO): mitochondrion
Molecular function (GO): GTP binding; GTPase activity
Source: RefSeq, a predicted model, not a curated record